AGAGCGGAGGACCAGUCCAGUUUAAGAAAAUUUUAAAAAAUGACUUUGGAAAGAUAAACCGGAGCAGGGAAUAUUUUGUAUUGUUUCACUUCCCACGUCCUGACAAUUAAUACUUGCUCUUGCAAUUCUCCUGGAAUAAGUUUACCCAGUGUUUGGAUAUACUGUGCGCUUUUCUGAAGACGGAGAAUGAUGCAGAGAAGCUCCGGGUGCUAAUGCGGGCAAUGUCCCCAGAAUGAGCACAGAGUAUAAGAAGCCAGCUCUAUCUCCAAAACCAAAGAUUCUGAGUCACCUGGCUUUUAAAUUGCCUUCUUCCCUGAUGUCAAGACCUCGUGCCUCUGCCAGGGGUCCCAAGCCUCCCGUUGCACCUAAACCCAAGGUGCUACAUGACCCAGGGGAGAAAUGUUGUCUGAAUGAUAAGGACAGUCUAAUCAGGUGCAGUAACGGAGACCUGAUACUCUCUGAGGAGGAGCUGGAUCAGGAGAAUGAGCCAGAAGGCUCCCUGGGAACAGGUGACAGGUAUGAGGAGGAGUGUGACAAUGAGGAGGAAUUGGAGGUGGAGCCUCACCCUGUCUCUGAACACGAGGAAGAACAGAAUGGGGCAGAUGAGGUGUUAAGUGACACUGUAAUGGAAGGUAAUGAUUGCAUGGACACUCCAGAAAUUAGCGACAUUGAGAACCUUUCUGAUUCAGCAAAUGAGAUUAUUCACAGAGAAUGUGCAGACGAUACACAUUCAGAGAGCUGUGAUGCUAGUAAUGUGUCUGAGGACACCAGCGGGCUUUCAGAGUUUAGCUUGACUUCAGAUGGGGAAGGAACAGACUCUCAACAGCAUCACGAGGAGAAACCAGAGGACCUGGGAGUGGAGAAAGAGAGCUCCCCUGAGGGUGCUGGCCCUGCUGAGGAAGCCACAGACCAGUUUGAUGCUGUGGAGAAACCACAUGGUGAAGAAAAUGAAGCAUCCUUUGCUAAGCUUGAUGAUGAGGACUCAGAAAGUAGGGUCUCAGAAGGGGAUCAUACAGUACAAGGAUCUACACCACUUUCAGUGGACGUGAACAGGAGUGAAUCUCCUUCCCCAUGUAAGGAGUGUCCUUAUGACAUGAUUGGUGCUCCGUGUGACAACUGUGAACCUUCAAAGGAUCUGAGAGAUGAGGAUAUUCCUGACUAUUCUAGUGAUGGGGAGCUCGUAAACACCACAGACUCAUUAGAAAAUUCCCACCUUGCAGAAGAAACUGCUCCCACCUUUCAGCCUUACUCUGUCAUUGACACAGAUCCUGUCACAAUUGUAGUAGAUGACAAGAACAUUGGAGCUAAGAUUGGACUUGACUGUGAUGCUAUCACAUCCAAACCGUGUUCCAAUUCACAGGAACUGCUAGUUACAAAUUCUGACACCAACCCUGAGCCAUACUAUGUAUCUUCUGAAGAUAUAGUUAAUAUUGAGGAGAACCAAGUUCAGCCCGAGGGUGCAGGUCACGAACCUCCAGAGUCAGAGCAUCCCCCAGAUGAAACAGCCCAGGUCAUGGAGAAUAAAGAGAGAUCUGACCACUACACAGAUAUUGAUGAUGAGUCUGUCUGUCAGGAUGCUGAGGACUUGCAGCAACUUGAAUGCAUUUCGUCUGAGGACUAUGUUGAGAUAGGCGACAGUGACGAGGAGGCCACAGAUAAGCGCCGGAAAAGAGUUGCAAAAAAAGGUGAACGUACAGGCAAAUGUCGCAAAGCUCUUCUCAACCAGUGCAGUCAGCCACGCUUUAGGCUGUGCUCAAUCACCGUACCAGCAGACAUGGACAUGGACAGGGCCUCUGAGCUCACCAAUAGACUAGUGUUUGCUGACACUUCUGACGUGUUCGGAGAUGAUAUGGACUUUGAAGGCCAUAUCGUGCCUUACAUGGAGGAUGUUGACACAGAGAGGGACAACAUUAGUGAUGAGCAUGUCUAUGAGGAGGCAGGACUUGACUCAGAGGGUGAGAACUUCCUCAACAUGGACAGAAAGAGUGUUGUCACACGAUCAAGGUCUCUCUCUGGAAAAGUACCCGGUUACGUACCUGAGACCGUUCCAGAGGAGACAGGAGGUGAGUACCAAACCCAUGACUACUAUACAGUGGCCUUAGACAAAAGUGGUCACCCACUGAGUGAUAGUGAGCAGUUAGAGGUCAACCGAAUGAUCCCAUCUUCAAAGGCACGACGCUUCAUUUUAUACCCUCGCUCCUAUUCUGUAGAGGGACGGGAAAUGCCAAUGUGUGUAUAUAGAGAGACUGAGCAUUCUCCGUGUGAGGAAGGCAGAAUGAAGAGAACAGAUGACAACCUCUCUCUGCCGUGUUUCAUUGGGUCCUCAGGCAGCUUUUCCCAAAGAAGCCAUCUGCCCUCCAGUGGUAUGUCCACCCCAACUUCAGUGGUGGAUAUCCCACCUCCUUUUGAGCUUGCAUCUAUUACCAAGAAGCCUAUCACCAAAAGCUCCCCAUCUCUGUUGAUUGAGAAUGACUCUUCUGACAAGCAGAAAAAGAAGAAGUCCUCCUUCAAGCGUUUUUUGACGCUGAAGUUUAGGAGAAAGACAGAGAACAAGGUCCAUGUGGAUGUUAACGUGUCCUCCUCACGGUCUUCUUCCGAGUCCAGCCACCAUGGGCCCUUGCGGGUCUUGGACAUGGACAGGAGGAGCACAGGCAGCUCCCCACAGCUCAAAGUUCGGUCUGGGAAGCCACAGCGUUUGUCUGACUCUCCAUCCACUUUCCUGUUUUACAAAGAUGGCAAGAGAAAAGGUGGGCCCAAGACCUUCAACAACAGGCGCAUAUCCCGAGUGGAAUCAUUUGAGGACCGUUCCCGGCCCCCCUUCAUGCCCCUCCCACUGACUAAACCCAGGUCCAUCUCCUUCCCAAAUGCGGACACAUCUGACUAUGAGAACAUUCCCGCCAUGAGCUCUGAUUAUGAGAACAUACAGAUCCAGCCCAGAGCACCCACAAGACCAGGGACUUUUGCAGAGUUCUUUGACGAUCCAAAUCGAGCGCUUGCCUCUGCCAAUGAAAACGAUGGCUAUGUGGACAUGAGCAGUUUUACUGGGUUCGAAAACAAGCCUCAACAAACUGACCAGGAACCUGAAAGUGCCUAUACGGAGCCCUACCGGGUGUGUGCUGUGUCUUCGGGGCCAUUAGAAGAGGCCGGAGGUGAGGAGGACCAGGGACGCACUUCUGAGGAGGAAGACGGAGGAACAGAGCACAGCUACGACAGACAGGUUGAUGGUCGAUCCAGAGCCUUCUACAUUGCCAAGGAACUGGUGGAUUCAGAGAAAGAGCAUGUAAAGGGGUUGAAGCUACUCCAGGAGGACUUCAGGCAGGCAGUGGAGGCAGCAGUCGGGGAGGAUGGGGAGCCUGUGCUUAAGGAAGAGCGACUCAAGGAGAUCCUGAACGAGCUGCCGGAGGUCUACCAGCUCCACUGCCACAUCCUCACAGAGCUGGAGAGAUGCAUGCGACAGUGGGAUGAAAGUCAGAGGAUCGCUGAUGUCAUCUUGUCACGACGGGCAGAGCUCUCCAUCUUCACCCCCUACAUGGCCCAGUAUGACCGGAGCGCCGCCCUGCUGGAGGAGAGCUGCCAGCACAGCCCUGCCUUUGCUGCCAUUGUCAGGCAGUUCGAGCAGCAGCAGAGUCCGGCCGGGAGGAGCGUCGCCCUGAAGCAGCAGCUGCUGCAGGUCAUCGUGAGAGUGCUGCAGUACCGCAUGCUGCUCACAGAUUACUUAAACAACCUCUCCCCGGACUCUGUGGAAUAUGAGGACACGCAAGCCGCUCUGGCGAUGGUCUCAGAAGUGGCUGACCAGGCCAAUGACAGCCUAAGAGACGGGGAGAACUUGUUGCGCCUGGUACAUAUAGAGUACAGCGUCAGAGGCCAGAGAGACUUGCUUCAGCCAGGAAGGGUGUUUGUGAAGGAGGGCACCCUGAUGAAAGUUUCCCGAAAGAGCAGACAGCCACGCCACUUGUUCCUGAUGAACGAUAUGAUGCUGUACACCUACCCCCAGCAGGACGGGAAAUACAGACUGAAAAACACUCUCUCACUCGCUGGAAUGAAGGUCAGCAAGCCCAUCAUAGAGAACGUGCAGAAUGCCCUGAGGAUCGAGGUGUCCGACAUCUCCAUCACGCUGUCAGCCGGCUCGUGCGGAGAGAGAGAUGACUGGUUCCACACUCUGAGCCGUACUGUGGCUGACCAUGCCAGGGGCCCAGGAGCCUUCAGCACUUCCAGCGGAGAGGCCCGAGAGAAGCUGUGGAUGUCCCUUGGGGAGACCGCGCCCACGCUGGUGCCUGUGUCCCAUGUGAUGAUGUGCAUGAACUGCACCUCAGACUUCUCCCUCACCCUGCGCCGCCACCACUGCCACGCCUGCGGGAAGAUUGUGUGUCGCGGCUGCUCCAGGAACAAGUACCCCCUGAAGUACCUCAAGGACAGGAUGGCCAAAGUGUGCGACCACUGCUAUGCGGAGUUAAAGAAGAGAGGGGGCGGUGUUGCCGGGGCGAGUGGUACUGACAGUCCGCGCUCCAACCGAUACAGCCGACCCCUCUCCGCCGUUUUCCAGAACAUCCACCCACCCAACCUGUGGAGGCACAGGAAGACCACCGUCCCCCUCAACCAGGUGACGAGUUCAGCGGAUAGCCCAGCUGUGAGCAGCAACCUGCAUCGCUGCAAGAGGAGCAAGAGGAACUGGAAGAAGCUGUGGUUCCUUCUUAAAGACAAGGUGCUCUACACCUCCUCAGCCCAUGAGGACAAGGUGGCAUCAGAGAGCUUGCCCUUGCUGGGCUUCACCGUAAAGCUGCCAGAGAGGCCAGAGGGAGAGGAUUCAGCAAAUGUCUUCCAGCUCUAUCACAAGAAAACCCUGUACUACACCUUCAGAGCAGAGGAUAACCACGCUGCACAGAGAUGGGUCAAUGCCAUAGAGGAGGCCACAGUCUUAUAGCAGCGGUCAUCUGGACAAGUGUGAGACUUUCAUUUCUGACAGUGAUGCUCUUCACCUCUGAUUCUCUGCGGGCCACUGCUCUGCUCUGCUGAGGCCGUCCUUUAACAUGCCUGAAUGUAAAAAAAAAAAAAGGAAUUAGAGAAGCUGUUUUAUUUGCUGUUGGAGACUGAGCAUGAUUGUACAGAAUAUAUGUGGCACAUUGGGAAUGGGAAGGUGCACCUAUUCUUAUGUGCCGAAGUCAUUGUUUGAAGGUUUUCAGCCUGGCAUUCUGUUUCCAAGUGGAUACCCUAACUGCCCACCGUCUGUGUCGGUAUCAGACUGAGAUACAUAUGACAUUAAAUGAGCAGUCAGAAGUCACUGGUAGCUGUUUUCACCCCUGGCCAAAUUGUACAGUGUUCCCAGACAGAUCCUAAAGCUGUUUCAUAAGGCAUGUUCACACAGUGUUAUUUUCUUUAAUAUCAUAAAGCUGCCACUCUCAUUCUGCCACUCAUUCUUUCAUUUAUUAACUAACUCAACAGGACAAGGUAGGGACGUUUUAUUUCUGAGAAAAUCCAGGAAUCAUCAAGCACCAUGAUAAUUGUGCCCCUAGGGUAACAUUUACAUAUCAGAAAAAAUAUUCCUCCAAAAAAUAUAUCCUUUAUGAAUGAUGGGGUUUUCAUGUAGAAUUUCAAAGGGCUGAAACCAAUCAGAGCAGGACAGAUAAAAAAUGCCCUCACUCUGUCAUUCAGCAAAUUUAGCCCAAGUAGAAUUCACCCAGGUUCAUACUAUAAUUUUUAACUGCAUAUGCAGGCAUGCUUAUUCAAGGCAACUUACAGUGCUUUCAGGUUGGCAUCACACACAUUCAGCAACUCUAUGUGUCUGCAUAUUCACUGGGGUAACUGUGGUGAAGAACAUUGCUUAAAGAUAAAAAUCCACAAUCCUCAGGUCCAGUGCUGUAACUACUGCUCCGCAUUCUGUGUCUUACUACUGUAACACAUACCACAUAGGCAGAUACCUGUUCUAAUUUUUGCCAAGAAUGUACGUGUGAAGGCAAUUAGGUAUAUGUGAGUGUAUGAGAUUACUAUGACUUGCAUUUAAAACACACCAAAAAAAAAAACAGUAUGGGCAGUUUGUAAACAGACUUGACAUUGGACCUCCCAUUUUGAUUAAUUAUGUUUGUGAAAA
Messenger RNA from Megalops cyprinoides (Indo-Pacific tarpon), 6085 nucleotides. Its product is annotated as FYVE, RhoGEF and PH domain-containing protein 5-like. NCBI's taxonomy places the organism in Eukaryota, Metazoa, Chordata, Actinopteri, Elopiformes, Megalopidae. The coding region runs from base 233 to 4921 and encodes 1562 amino acids. Gene Ontology annotation, cellular component: cytoplasm. The transcript has 21 exons. The record is from RefSeq and is a predicted model, not a curated record. Gene Ontology annotation, molecular function: guanyl-nucleotide exchange factor activity; metal ion binding.